This is a messenger RNA of Lycium barbarum (goji berry), 6157 nucleotides long. RefSeq lists its product as uncharacterized. The record is from RefSeq and is a predicted model, not a curated record. The coding region runs from base 1120 to 3429 and encodes 769 amino acids. Gene Ontology annotation, molecular function: protein dimerization activity. The transcript has 4 exons. NCBI's taxonomy places the organism in Eukaryota, Viridiplantae, Streptophyta, Magnoliopsida, Solanales, Solanaceae.
UCGUCAUACUAGAAAUCCUUGAAGUCUUUUGUACCCUUGUGAAAACUAAUACCUAUCAUGUGUCCUUUUAAUUCGAAACAUAUAGCAGGCAUUUAACAAUCAAAACCCCCCUCCUUCCCCCCGAAAAAAUAGGGUGGCUGUUUCUCUUUUGUACCCCGUAUCAUUCAUCUCCUUUGGCUUGCGAAUAAUAGAAAAUACAGAUGAUGAAAGUCGGGAAGUGUUUAAGGCUUUAAGCAAUAACUUAUAUUGGGGAAUCAACGAAUAUAGGAAGAAUUAAUAUAAUGCAUGAUUAAAUUGCCUCCCCCUCUCCCACACACACAGUGACAAAAACAACAAUAGGUGAUUUCUUCUUAUCUUUCUAAGCCUGGGUGUGCGGAGUUACUGGGUACCUAUGCGAGUGGGAGAUAGCAAGUAGGUUCCUGGUGGAACAGUCAGUGUUAUUAAAGGCGAGCGCCUUCUCGCCUUUGGCGAGAGGCGAGGCAAGGCGUGGCUGCUGCGCCUUUCAUGGCCAUGGCGAGCAGACCUUCAAAAGGCGCGCCAAUGGCGAGAAAGGCGCUAAUGGCGCAUGGCGAGGCGAGCUGGAAAGGCGAGGCGACCAGAAUUUAAAAAAAAAACAAUUAAAAGAAGUGGAGGACUUAAAUAAAGUGGAGGACUCUUUUCAUGUCCCCUUUUUCCGUUUUGUUGUCUGACACUAAUUUGUUUUCUUUAUUUAAUAAAUAAAAGCUCCACUAAGUUCUUAGUGGAAAGUUUCAGGUAUGUCUCUUUCUCCUUCUUGUUUUUCUUCAGUUCUUCUUCUUUCUUCCUCCUGUAUUUUCGACUUCUGCUUCUUCGUCUGUUCUUCUUCUUUCUUCUUCUUUUUUUUCCGGCGACAAUUGGCCUAUUUCCGGCCACCUCUGGUUUUUUUUUUCCUUCUUCUAUUCUCUUCUUCUUUUUCUGUUUUUUCUCCUCUGUUUUUUUACCCUCAGUUUUUUUCACCUCUGUUAAUUGCUCUAUUUUUUUCUCCUCUGUUUUUUUUUCUCUGUUUGGACCAGUGAGACAGUGGUUGUUUUGCUCCUAUUUUUUCUGUUCAAUAAUUGUUUAAAUUUUGUUAUACAAUUAUAAACAGUAGGUUCAAAUUCAAUGGAAUCGUCGGACACUAGCAAAAAAGACAUAGGUUGGAAUUAUGGUGCCAAAGGCCCAACAAAAGAUUCAGUCACAUGUAUCUUUUGUCGAGAAACUUUCAAUGGCGGAAUUACUCGACACAAACAACAUUUGAUUGGUGGUUACAGAAAUGUAAAAAAAUGUGGAACUUGUCCUCCUGAAAUUAGGGAAGAAGUAAAAAAGUAUGUUGAAAGUAAACAGUUGUUAAAAACUCAAAUGUUGCACCAACCAUCCUUGGCUAAUUUCUCUGAUGAAGAUGAUGAAAUGAGGCCUCCUCCCUCAAAAACACAAAAAAUGUCAUCCAAUGCAUCAUCCACGGCACGGACUGCCAAUGUGAAAGGUCCCAUGAAUCUUUAUUACCCGCAAACAUCAAAGGGGAAGGGAAGCAGUAGCACGGCAGCGUCUGAUGCAUCCAAGAAGUUGCUAAGAGAUCGCGCUGUAAGUGCUUUUGCAGUAUGGGUAUAUGAUGCAGGGCUCCCUUUUAAUUGUGUAAAUCACAAAAGUUUUGAUAAAUACAUUGAGGCCAUAGGACAAUAUGGCCCAGGAAUGAAACCUCCUACCUAUCACGAAAUUAGAGUUACUCAUCUAAAAAAAGAGGUGGAGAAGAUAGAUGAGAUUAUUGAGGAACAUAAAUUGAUAUGGACAGAGUUUGGGUGUUCAAUUAUGAUGGACAAGUGGACAGCACGAAAUGGAAAAAUGAUCAUCAAUAUUUUGGUCAAUUCUCCAUUAGGUGGUGUGUUUCUUGGGUCAGUCGAUGCUAGUGAUGAAUCUACAAAUUCCACCAAGAUGUUCAACUUGUUUGAGAAGACUAUUAAGCAAAUUGGACCGGAAAAUGUUAUACAAGUUGUUACCGAUAAUGCUAGCGAGAAUGUUAAAGCCGGUGACAUGAUAAUGGGUGUGUACCCGCACAUUUACUGGACUCCAUGUGCUGCCCAUUGUAUCAAUUUGAUGUUUGGUGACAUCUUCAAAAUAAACCCGUAUGCUUCAGUUUUUCAGAAGGCCAUUAAGAUACAUUCUUACAUAGCAAUGAGACCAUUGUUGUUGAACAUGAUGAGAAGAUAUACAAACCAAAGAAAUUUGGUGAAACCGGCUAAGACAAGAUUUGCAACGGCCUUCUUAACUUUGCAAUCUUUUUACAUGCAAAAGAAAAACUUGAGAACUAUGAUCUUCUCAACCGAAUGGACAGAAAGUAGAUUUGCAAAGGAACUUUUGGGAAAAGAAGUUGUCAGACAUCUUACUUCUACAUCUUUUUGGAAUGAUGUUGUUAGGGCACUUAAAGUUGGUUCACCUUUGAUAGUAGCGCUUCGCUUGGUGGAUGGAGAAAAAAAACCAUCAAUGGGCUAUAUUUAUGAAGCAAUGGAUAGAGCCAAAGAAGCUAUUGAAAAGGGUUUUCAUGGUGAUCGGAAGCAAUAUGAGAAAGUUUUCGAAAUCAUUGAUCGGUGGUGGACGGACCAACUUCAUAGACCUUUGCAUACAGCAGGCCAUGUUUUGAACCCGGGAAUGUUUUACGCUAAUUAUCAAAAUAAGACUUUAUCAACAGAAGUGUGGAAUGGUUACUUUGAAUGUGUUAAUAAGAUGGUCCCUAAUGCAACACAAGAUGCUCUCAUCAAAGAGCUUCAUAUGUAUAAAAAUGCAUUGGGGACUUUUGGUAUGCCUCAGGCUAUAAGAAACAGAGACAAAACAUCCCCUUCUGAAUGGUGGUCGGUAUUUGGUAAUCAUACUCCAAACUUGCAACAGCUUGCCAUAAGAGUAUUAAGUUUAACUUGUAGUGCAUCCGGAUGCGAGAGAAAUUGGAGCGUGUUUGAACAUAUUCAUACCAAAAAGAGGAAUAGGCUUGAACUAUCGCGUCUCAACAAUCUAGUGUACAUUAAGUACAAUAGAACAUUGAGACGUCGUUAUGAUGUUGGCGAUACCGUUGAUCCAAUUCUGUUGGAUAAUAUUGACGAAGCAAAUGAAUGGUUAAUUGGAUGCCCCCAAAAUGAAGAAGAGGAACUAGUAUACGAGGGAUGUGAUCUUGAUUGGGGUACUGUUUCUAGGGCGUCUGGAGUUGAGGAGAAUAUCUAUAGUCUUAGGGGUGGUUCUUCAAGUUCAAGGUCACAUAACAAGGGCAAAAGAGUAGCUACUAUUGCUACAAGCUCACUUCGGUCUCGGUGCUUAAUUGAUGAAAACUCCGAGUCCGUGACCGAGACCGAGCCCGAGCUCGAGGAGGAAGAAGAUGAGGAGCAAUAUAAUGUUGAGAAUCUUGGAUAUCAAGAAUUUGGAAAUCUUGAAGAUCUUGAAUUUGAAUAGACUUUUAGUAUUGCACUAUUGCUUUAAUUUUAGUAUUGCUUGUCUUGUCACUUAUGAAUUAUUGAGUCAUUGACUCGUUCAAGUUAUGGACUUUUAGUAUCUACUAUCUAUUUUUAAUUUUUGAAUUGAAAUAUUUGCUAAUUUGUUAUUGCUAGUGAGAUUUUGAUUAUUUACAUAUGCAAUUAAAUAUUUUAAUUUUUUGGUAUUUAUUGGCGCCGCCCUUCAAAAAGGCGAGCGCCUCGCCGCGCGCCACGCCUUAAGGCGAGGCAGGCCCUUGUCGCCUUUAGUCGCCGCGCGCCGUCCAAAACACUGGGAACAGUUGAGGUGCACACAAGCUAUCCGGACACCAUCACUAUAGAAUAUGUGAGCAUUGAUGUGAAUAAUAUAUUGUCUAUAUAUGACCAAGUAACAAAGAUAUUCGUUAGUUGGGUAAUCUCUUCUAGUUUUUGUCAUUAGGAAGUUAGUCAAACCCAUUGAAGACAUCAAUGCUGCAUUUUUUUCUGAACAAACUUAUUGGAAGUUGUUUCCUUUAUCAUUUUUUUUUUCGUACCCUGCGAAAACUGCUACAUCAAAAGAUAAAAAGGACCUUAUCAAAACUCAAAGAUCACAAAAAAUUCUACUAUAUUGAUGGGCACGUUAUGUUUUCUGAUUUCUCAUAAACUGGCAUAUAGAAUUGCACAAAAGAGUGGUAUAGAGAUUAUGCCCAAGAAGUUUGUCCUCUGAAUUAGAAGUGUACUUGGUUUCUCUCAUUCGUCAUAGUUGUAGUAUUGUAGCCUUGAUGCCCCAUAGUUGUGGUCUUUGCAAUUUGCUACUCUAAGAUCAUGUCUCCCAGUUGUAUUACUUCAAGAAAAUAUUUAGUCAACCAGCUAUGCUUCAAUUCCGAUCUAGUUAGGAGUCGUUAUUUGAAUUCUCUGUAUAUCAGCUUUAUUCAAGUCCUUUUUAUUAUAGUACUCAAUAUUUUGUCUUAUAAGGCAAAUUAGGACUUCUCUAAAACUACUAGUUCUCUCAAUCACAAACUUAUUUUACGUUGACAUACAACUCCUAACUAAAUGCAAAGUACUCCUAACAAACUCUAAGUCUAAUGUAAGUUUAACAACAAUUAGUUAGUAAACCCAACUAGGUAGUGUUGCUUAUCUGCAUUCUGUUCUUAGCUGAUUCUACGUUAAUUUCAAAAAACGGAAAAGGUCCAAAAAUACGCUUAAUGUAUGGGAAAUGGCUCACAAAUACCCUCCAUUCACCUAUUGGUCCAAAAAUACCCCUCCAUCCACCUAUUUGGUCCAAAAAUACCCCCAACCUAUUUUUUUGCUCAAGAAUACCCCUCAAACUAACGCCCUAAUUUUGAUGAUAUUUUUCCAAUUUUAAAAUGCCACUUUUGAUUGGCCACAUUAAACCCCACCCAUUUAAUCAAACCCAUUUUGUAACUUAAACCCUCCUCUCUCUCUUGCUCUAUAUAUAUAUAUAUAUAUAUAUAUAUAUAUAUUGUGGCCAUACUUGCAAGCAUAUCUGAUGAGCAACCAUGGGUAAUGAGCCGGCAUUGAUGUACUCAAAGUUACUGUAAGAAGAGCAACUAGAGUUCUCCCAAGAAGGAAACUACCUAAUGCCACAUGAUAGUUCGAAACUUACUCUCCUAAGAGACUAACACAAGAGAGAACGCAGACUAUCAAAUAAUACCUGGACUAGCUCACUUACGGGAACAUCAUUUCCGAUGAAUUAUUUAUCAGAACAGUUAAUACUUGAAAUUCAAUUUCAACAACUUCUUUUUAUCAUCAUGCACUAACAUAAAAGGUUAUAUGCAACAACUCGGGCAAUUUGAACAAAAACUUGUCUAAGGAAUUAAUUAGCUCAACAGCACCUACCCGAUUUUAAAUAUGCACCAAUGCAAGUUCUUAAUUCUUGGCAAAAAAAUUAUAGGCCUUUUUAUUAAGCUUCCAUAACAUCAAAAUGGCCACAAUAUAUCAUAAACCAAAACUCGAAAAAAUCAAGAUAAAUCAUGCGACAUUGAUGAUCGAUAAUUCGAGCACUGGAUGUUGUUGGGAGUGAGAAUGAAAUGUGGAUUUAAAAAAAUGGGUCAACGGGUUUGGGUUUCAAAGUUGAUGGGGUUUAAUUUUUAAAUUAAAUAAUAUAUGUGGCCAAUCAAAACAAGCCACGUGGCAUUUUAAAAUUGGAAAAAUACCAUCAAAAUUAGGGUGUUAGUUGGAGGGGUAUUCUUGAGCCAAAAAAAAUAGGUUGGGGUAUUUUUGGACCAAAUAGAUGGAUGGAGGGGUAUUUUUGGACCAAUAGGUGGAUAGAGGGUAUUUGUGAGUCAUUUCCCAUACGUUAGGGGUAUUUUAGGACCUUUUCUGUUCAAAAAAUUAUAGGUCUUUUAACAUAAUUUUUUCCCUAUGAUUUUAGGUAUUCCUCAUCUUUUUCUAUAGCACUUUUAAUCACCAUAGUUUGUCCUAUAGGUUUGUUGUAAGAUUUGGCUAUCUCAUGUUAUCUUCAAUGUGUGCUACUUCCACCUACUAUUAAAUGUAAUUAUUUCUAAUAUUGUCCAACUUGUAUGAUUGCACAUGCAUCUAGGAUCUAUCUAUACUUUUACAAUAUUAUGUCAAUAACUUCAUACCUGACUCUUUGACUUUUCUCCUAGAUGUUAUGAUGUUACUUCUUUUGUGGUGUCUUAAGCAUUACUUUGUCUUGUCAAUUAAAUCCAAUCCAUGUUUCAACAUGUAAUCCUCCUCAUAUUCUCUGU